Messenger RNA from Protopterus annectens (West African lungfish), 2736 nucleotides. It is a transcript of the gene AFG2B, whose product is annotated as spermatogenesis associated 5 like 1. NCBI's taxonomy places the organism in Eukaryota, Metazoa, Chordata, Ceratodontiformes, Protopteridae. The coding region runs from base 96 to 2360 and encodes 754 amino acids. The record is from RefSeq and is a predicted model, not a curated record. The transcript is spliced from 9 exons. Gene Ontology annotation, molecular function: ATP binding; ATP hydrolysis activity.
GACUCUUGUACCUGGAGAAUGAUUACAAGUUUAUCUUUUGCUACAGACUAUUAUAUUAUGGGAAAUUAAGCGAGAAAUAAGACCAGGCUAUCAGGAUGUCCUUUCAACUGAGAGUUUUACCCUUACACCCAGAAGACCUUGGCACUCAAAGGUGCCGAAUCGGACCCAGUAUUUUUAAAUCAUUAAAUCUGAAGCUGGGAUCACUAGUGCAGCUUUCUGCUUUUGGUGGCUCUUGUUUGUGCACUGUUUGGCCAAGAAAAGACUUAACUGAUGGUUUCCUGCAGUUUGACCUGAAGUGCUCAACCCAAGAAUUGAUCAGAAAGACUUGGAAGAAUCACACUGUACAUCAGGAUCAGAUCAAACGCUUAUCAUAUGUAAAGGUAGAACAUGUUACAGUUAACGUAGUUGUGAGAAGUACGGAAGCAAAGAAUACACUGAGUCCGUCUUUAUUGCAAGAGCUAGUAAGUGAUUUACUUAGAAAUGUAUAUGUUUGUGGUAACUCUCUAGUUUCUGUUGAUGAUACAGUAACCCCAAUCAUUUUUCUCAAAAUACUUAAUCUAACUCCAUUUACAAACGAGGCUGGUCUUAUAACAAGCAAGUCAACUAUUCAGAUCAAGGAUAUUGUAACUUUACAGUGGUAUGAUCAGAUCUCCUUAAACUCUGAACAGAUUCCUUUAGGUGGACUCGAAGAGGUCACUACAGCAGUGAAAGAAAUUUUAACUUUACCUUUCCAAUAUCCUCAGUCUCUAAAGAAGCUUAGCCUAUCCUCCCCCAGAGGAGUGUUACUUAUUGGCCCUCCAGGAGUUGGCAAGACUCUUUUAGUAAAAGCAGUUGCCAGGGAAGUGGCAGCAUAUGUGCUUGGCAUCAGUGGACCUGCUAUUCAUGGGUCUAGACCCGGAGAAAGUGAGGAAAGUUUACGUAAUCUUUUCCAACAAGCAGGAGAACUCUCAAAUGAAGGACCGUGUAUUUUGUUUAUUGAUGAGAUUGACUCAUUGUGUCCUAAACGAGGAAACUCAACAGGGGGACCUGAAAAUCGCAUUGUUGCUCAGCUGCUCACAUUAAUGGAUGGUAUAAAUAGUGAAGAUAAAGUGGUUAUUUUGGCUACUACAAACAGACCAGAUACUUUGGAUCCUGCUCUUCGGAGGCCUGGCCGAUUUGACAGAGAGGUUGUUAUUGGGGCACCAACUCUGAAGCAGCGCAAGGCUAUUCUAGAGGCGCUGACUUGUAAUAUGCCUCUUUCCAAAGAUGUUGAUAUAGUUCAUCUGGCUGAAAUGACUCCAGGUUUUGUUGGUGCUGACCUUUCUGCACUUUGCAGAGAAGCUGCAUUACGUGCUGUUCUUCAUGGCUCAGAGGGCUCCAUUGAUAAAAUUCAAAUGGCAGAUUUUUGUGAUGCUUCUAAGAAAAUUCAGCCAUCAUGUCUCAGAGGAAGUAUUGGACUGAAAGAAGUCAGCGCAGUUGCUUGGGAACAUAUUGGUGGGUUGGACGAGGUGAAACUUAAACUAAAGCAGAGCAUUGAAUGGCCUAUGAAAUUCCCAGAGGCAUUUGUAAGGAUGGGCUUGAGUCGCCCAAAAGGUGUUCUUCUCUGCGGACCGCCUGGGUGUGCCAAAACUACCUUAGUAAAGGCUGCUGCCAAUAGUUGUUACUGUACCUUCCUGUCUGUCAGUGGAGCAGAUCUGUUUUCACCAUAUGUUGGAGACUCUGAGAAAAUCUUAUCUGAGGUUUUUCGACAAGCAAGAGCCAGUGCCCCAUCAUUGUUAUUUUUGGAUGAAAUCGAGUCUAUCAUCGGAUCCCGAUCCACUAGAAGUAAUAAUUCUGGGGUGCAGGAGAGAGUUCUUUCAGUUCUUCUGAAUGAACUGGAUGGCAUUGGUCUGAAGAUAACAGAAAGAAGGGGAGCAAGACAUAAAAGGCAUUGUCAUGAUGACGAUUCAGAGCAAGAUGAAGGCAGCCUGAAGCUUGAUUUUCUGGAGGUUUGCAACAAAGAUGUCAUGGUGGUCGCUGCAACAAAUCUGCCUGGUAUGUUGGAUGAUGCCUUGCUGCGUCCAGGGAGAUUAGACAAAAUCAUUCAUGUUCCACCUCCAGACAAACAGGCCCGAUAUGCUAUCCUGAAGAUCUACACUGAGAAAUUUUCAUUAGAUGGCAACAUUAACUUGGAAGAGUUAGCAGAACAAACAAGCCAGUUCUCUGGGGCUGAUCUAGAAAAUCUCUGCAGAGAGGCUGCACUGCUGGCACUUCAAGAAGGUGGUUUGAAUGCUACUGCAGUAACUCGGGACCAUUUCGUAAAAUGUCUUCAAACUUACAGACCUUCUUUAGCAGCUGUAAUAGAAUCAUCAGUGUCUAGAAAUAAAGAAAUCACUCUGUGAAUAUACUUCUGGUAUACUGAGAAAAACUGUUCAACAGUGAUUGUUAUUGUCUUGAUUUAAUUUUAUAAAGAAAUUUUGUUGAAGUGGCAGUGGUCUUCCUCUCACUUGGCUUUACAUUGUAUGUUCUGGAUUUGGCCAGUACGUCUGGGGAAAAAGUUAAGUAUGCAUGUCCUUUCUUACUUCUUUAGACCACCUUAGCCGUGAAUAACUUUGUUAGUUUUAUCUGACAUUCACUGUAUUAUUUGUGAGUCACUUAUUUGGCAUACAUUAAAAUAAUGUGGUGCAGCUUGGCCUGAAUUGCAUGGAUAUUAGAGCACUAAUUAAUUUGCCUCAGUGGGCUCAACCAGUCAUAAAAAUGUAAACAAUAUUUGCCUUA